GAAAUGUGUUGUUUCAUUAAUUUUUUAGUUCACACUAACCACUCAAGAAUUCCUGUUGCCUGCAGCGUCUUGUAAAUUUCCUAUACAAAUUACAGUUGGUUGUGCGUAUAAUGCGAAGGGCCUUUACUCCAAAUGAAGAGAAUAUUCUGACAGGAUCUGACAGCGAUUUAGACAACCUUGAUCUUUUAAAUUUGUGUGGUUCAUUUUCAUCGUCAAACCUACGGGUGAAUUGGAACUCUGGGCAUAGGAAUACAGAAAUUUUUAGUUCUGGUGACUGUCCUCUCAGUCACCAACCAAAACGUUGUCAGCAUCAUCGCAAUAAGAAACCACCGCAAGGCUCCGGAGACUUUUCUGGUUUACAAUCGCCCCUUGCACGAAAACCGAAACGAGUAACUAAAACAAGAAAGGAUCGUUUGCAUAACGACCCGGACUAUCAGAGUGUCCUUCUGUUAUACGAUAAUCAGAGAAACGUAUCCGAUAAAGGUGUCAGCGUGCAGAAUACAGACUCGACUAGAACACCUAAACUUUGCACGGUUGACAUUCACACCGUUUCGACAGAACUAGAAAACAAAAGUUUACCGAAGAGGCCACCGGAGGAUCAGGAAAAAAAGUUUCCAUUUCACGUGACGCCUAGCGGGAAUUUCAAAAUUAAGUCUGAGCAAGUUGUGUUCGAGUCAGAGAAACUAAGCGUUUUGGUGGCCGAUCCACGUCAUACGAAAGUUAACGUUGUUCCCGACAGUAAACGAGCCGAAGAAGCAAUGGCCAACAACGACAAGGAGUUUCCAAGACGCUCAGCAAUGGAAUCUAUCAUGGGACAAGGUUGUUUUCUUGAUGGAAGUUUGGGAUCCUUAAUCGCUAGCACGGCUCCUGCUCACAAAGAUAAGGAGUCGGCCGAGUAUGAAGGGAAGGCAACAGAUCAAAUUCUAGAUCCGGAAAUGUCACUAAACAGAUUGGGACACACUGCUGCCGAUCAAAUCGAUUGGCACUUGGUCAAGCUGCCCGAAAAAGCUAAUUUAUACCUGGAAUUAUACCAACGUAUUACCAACCUCACAAACGCCGACUGUAAGGUCUACAUCGGCAAUGAACAAUUUCAGUGUCACCUGAUCGUUCUUCAGUGUUACUCGGAAAUUUUCGAUCAAUACGUUUCUGUAAAGAAAGUUGAACUGCCUUCGGAUAAAGUAAGCGCGCAGGCGUUUAGUUUCAUUUACGAAUGGAUGAUAACUGGAGAGCCCGCCUACACGGAGCUGAGUCGGGACACCGUUUUAGAUGUAUUCAACGCAGCUAAAUAUUUGAAAAUUAAAGAUCUCACGGAACAAUGUUGGGCCUUCAUCGAUAACACAGAGGUUUUCUCUGAAGGUACCGCAUUUAUGUUGUACAUGAACGCAAAGAACAAGGAUUUGGAAGAUGUUCGUGAGUUAAUGCUACCGAGGAUACAGUCUUUCUUUCUCAUGCUCGUCAGCUCCCAAGACUGGUUGGAUUUAGAGAAACAAGAUGUGGUCAAUUUUUUGAGUUCCAACUACAUCCGCGUUACCUGCGAAAUGGAAAUAUACAUGUCGGCGAUCAGAUGGUUGAAGUACAAAUGGGAAGAACGAGAAGAGGACGUUUUAGAUAUUAUGGGAUGUGUACGCUUCGGAAAUAUCUCCCCCUGGCAGCUUGUCGAUAUCAAAAGGAACCCAGAGAACCCAGAGUUUCUGCGCCUCACUUCCAUUCCGGAAAUUUGCAAAAUGAUAGACGAUGGAUUGGCCUUCGUGAUAAUAAAGUAUUGGUAUGGGCAGGCAAAUGAGGACUACCAACGUUGGAAUAACAUGUUAGGCUUACAAGAACCUCCCGCGCGAAAUUGGAGCGGUGCCGAUAAGACCUACUUUACGUAUCGCGAAUUUCUGAUUUACCUAGAUCAGUAUCGAAGAAACCAGAUAUUGGAGACGUCAAAACCGAAAGACCGUAAACAGGUGACUGAUCUCAAGACUUACUUGAAGCAAGAGGUAGAUAAAGGAGCACCUCGAAUACCAACGAUGGACGAAUUCUUAUCGACAAGAAAAGCGGAAGAAGUGAUAUCUCACAAACAGUCACCGAAGAAAAGUCGGCAUGAGGCGGCCGUUACCAUUCAGGCAGCUUUCCGUGGCCACCUAGUAAGAGAAAUGCUGAAACAGUAUGUUUCUAACGUAAGCGUGAAACGUCUUCGUAAUAGAGCGAUAUUAGAGCCGUCUAAGAAUAGGACUAAGACACCUUCACCAUUAACCACCCAAUAUCAAACGGCCCUACCAGUUCGAGUGCCAUGGAAUUCUCAAAGGAAUUACAAGGUUUUGUCUAUGUUUGCACAACGCAGAAACGAAAUUAGUUCAAGCGCCUUGUCGGCGACAACGAAAGACUAUCUAGGCGAUUCGUCCCUAUUUUCUUCAGAUCGCGAGUCUGUCUUGGUACUUGGUGGAAUCGAUCCCCAUAGCACUUACGGGGUCUCGCGUAAUACCGGAAAGGACAUGUAUCGAUACCUGCCCGAUAGCAACGAAUGGGAAUACGUUGGAGCUUUACCAGAACCACGACAUCAUCACAGUGUUGCAUUCUUGAAGGGACGGGUAUACCUUUGUGGGGGUGCCGAUCCUAGAGAUGAUGAUGUCAAAGGAAAGUCUGUUGUCGUUGAUACCACCUGGAGCUUUGAUCCGGUGAAGCGCGCAUGGUUUAACGAAGGAAGUUUGAAUACUGCAAGGAAGAAUUUCGCUUUAAUCACGAGUAAUUACACCCUUUACGCUAUCGGAGGUCAAGAUAAGCAGGGGCGAACUCUAGCAUCUGUGGAGAGAUUCCAACCGGAAUUGGGUGCAUGGGAGUUUCAAGCUCCUUUACAACAUCCUCGAAUGGGAAUCGCUUGUAGCAAGUUUCGAAAUUAUAUUUGGGUUGCAGGUGGCAUGUCGGGAUCCAAGAAUAACCCCGUCUCCAGUUUGGUCGAGUGUUACGACGUUAAAAAGAACCAAUGGACGGAAAUUACAAACUUAAGAUUUCCACGAUGCUUUAGUCGUAUGUUUAGCAUGUCUGAUCGUCUGUACUUACUUGGAGGUGCUGGAAAGCUUAAAACGGAAAAAGACAAAACGACUACCAGUGUGCCAGAUAUAGACGUUUGGGAUAGCACAAUAUUACAGUGGAAGCAUCACUCAGAUAUGGCUAUACCGAGGCAUGGCCAUGCAAUCGCCUAUUUAGGCACACAAAUUUUAAUAAUCGGUGGCGUUACCACUGUAUACAUGAGAGCUUUAAGUAAUACAGAAUGUUAUUGCACAGAACGAGGUACGUGGGUGCGUGGAAUAGCUUGUUUACCAACAACAUUAUCAGGUCACGCCGCAGUCACACUGCCACCUGCCAGUUUACUCUAGUACUUCCGAAUUGGUAACUCCCGGUAGACGGCGCCAGUUGCUUAGGCUG
Molecule: messenger RNA, 3408 nt
Organism: Photinus pyralis (common eastern firefly)
Lineage: Eukaryota; Metazoa; Arthropoda; Insecta; Coleoptera; Lampyridae
Exons: 19
Coding region: 111-3359 (1082 amino acids)
Molecular function (GO): protein binding
Source: RefSeq, a predicted model, not a curated record